Messenger RNA from Triticum aestivum (bread wheat), 3772 nucleotides. Its product is annotated as putative disease resistance protein RGA3. The transcript is spliced from 2 exons. NCBI's taxonomy places the organism in Eukaryota, Viridiplantae, Streptophyta, Magnoliopsida, Poales, Poaceae. Gene Ontology annotation, molecular function: ADP binding. The coding region runs from base 58 to 3687 and encodes 1209 amino acids. The record is from RefSeq and is a predicted model, not a curated record.
AGUUCAUCGGAGUAGAGCCAGAGCGCCCACUGAUUUGAGCCACCCGCCGGCAGUGACAUGGCUUCCCUGCUCAUACCGCUGCUGGGCCGCGUGGCGGCCAAGGCCGGGGACGCGCUGGUGGCCGAGCUGCUGCGGGCGUGGGGGCUGGACAAGGCCCGCCGGAAACUGGAGCGCCACCUCGCCGCCGUCCAGUGCGUCCUGCUGGACGCCGACGCCAAGAGCCGCACAAACCCGGCCGUCCGCCAUUGGGUCAAGGACCUCAAGACCGCCGCCUACCAGGCCGACGACGUCCUCGACGGCUUCCGCUACGAGGCGCUGCGCCGCCGUGCCGCCCAGAUACGCCCCAGCUCCACGGCACACAAGAUGCUGAGCUACUUCACUGUCAAUAGCCCGGUUGUUUUCCGUCUCUCAAUGAGCAAGAAGAUGAAGAAUUGCCUUGAUAUGAUAGAUGAGCUGGUUGUGGAGAUGAACAAUUUCCACUUCCUACAACACGCCGAUGCACCAAGCAUUGUUCACCCGCAAACACACUCUCAUGUUGAUGAACUAGAGGUUGUUGGCAGACAAGAUGAGAAGGAACGGGUGGUCAAGAUAUUGCUACAUCACUCUCGCAACAACAAUAGUGAUAACAAUGUCAUGGUGCUCCCCAUAGUUGGUAUGGGGGGAAUUGGUAAGACCACCCUUGCUCAACUUGUGCACAAUGACCAAAGGGUUGUGCAUCACUUUGAGUUGGUCUUAUGGGUAUGCAUCUCUGACAAGUUUGUUAUUGAAGAAAUAAUACGAUCUAUAAUAGAAGUCGCCACGAUGACCAAAUGUGAUUCCACUAAGAUGGAGGCACUGCGGAAGCAACUUGGUGAAGUGUUGGGCAGGAGAAGGUACCUCAUAAUUUUGGAUGAUGUUUGGAAUGAAGAUAGACAGAAGUGGGAUGAUAUGAGAUCAUUGUUGUGCUCACAUGCUGGCUCAGGUAGUGCCAUAAUUGUGACAAGUCGCAGCGAUCAAGUUGCUUCUAUCAUGGGCACACUUCCUCCACGCCAGAUAUCACUUCUAGAUGAGGAUCAAUCAUGGGAGCUUUUUCAUAGAAACACAUUUGGAAGAGGAGUGGAAAAGCAAGAGGAAUUGAUUUUAACGGCUAAGAAUAUUGUCCAUAAGUGUAAGGGAUUGCCUCUUGCUAUCAAAACAAUGGCAGCUUUACUUCUCUCAAAGCAUCACAAUCAGUGGCUUGCUGUUCUAGAUAGUGAUGUCUGGAAGAAUGGCAUUCUCGCAACUGGGAUUGUACCUGCCCUACAACUGAGCUAUGAUCACUUGUCAUCAGAAGAGAAAAUAUGUUUUUCCUUCUGUGCUAUUUUCCCAAAAGAUAGCCCGAUGGAUAAAGACAUGUUAAUCCAACUAUGGAUUGCAAAUGACUUUAUUGCAUCAGAAACAAGAGGCCAGGAAAUUUUUGAUGUGCUAGUUUGGAGAUGUUUCCUCCAAUUAGAUGUGGAUAUUGGAGAGAAUUGGCUCUCUGAAUUUCGAGAUGAGUCCAUCCACCGAACUACUUGCAAGAUGCAUGAUCUUAUGCAUGAUCUUGCUGACUUCGUAAGCGGAAAUGAUUGUUUCAUUUUGCAAGAAUCUUCAUUAUCUCAAAAAAUUGUGCAAGGGUCCACAUAUGCUACUUCCUUGCAGCAUGAGGUUCGACAUUUGUCACUUGAUCAUGUUAGUACUUAUACUGUUGCAGCCAUGGAGGAAAUUAUCGCUCCUCGGCCCCGCACAAUAUUAAUCCAAAGGGAGUGGACUAGGAAUCCUCUGAGUAUGGCGAAGUCAACAUUCGUGUCUUUACGAGCAUUGAAGACCUUCUCAAUCAAGACACAUAUGACAAACAUGAAGCAUCUUCGUUAUUUAGAUUGUUCUUAUUCCCUUAUAUCUGCAUUGCCUGAAGCCACUACCAUGCUGUAUAGCUUGCAAACAUUAAAGCUCAUUGGUUGUCGAUACCUGAAGAAACUGCCAGAAGAGCUGAGAUAUAUGAGCAGUCUUCGACACAUCUUACUCGCUGGGUGUCAUCGUUUGGAGCGCAUGCCACAAGGUAUUGGUCAGAUGAAUUCUCUACAUACAUUGACGAGUUUUGUCAUUGUUAGUGAUGCAGGCUGCGGAAUUGAUCAACUGAAAGACUUGAAUCUAGGUGGUGCUCUUUCUUUGACUGAGCUGAGAAAAGUGCAUAGUCCAGAAAAUGCUAAACAAGGCAAUAUGUCCGCAAAGCAUAAUUUGAAACGAUUAUCACUCGAUUGGGCAAGUGGAUCUUCCAGCACACAUGUUGGAUAUGAAGUAGAUACUAAUGCAGAAGGAAUAUUAGAUGCUCUUCAUCCUCACAAAAUGCUUGAAGUUUUACUAUUAUCUAAUUAUACUGGUGCUAAAUUUUCACCAUGGAUGCACAACUCUCCACUGUUAGAACAUCUGAGCGAACUUUCUCUAAGUAGCUGCCCAAACUGCAAGGAUCUUCCACCAUUAUGGAAACUUCCUUCUCUCGGAUAUUUGAGUUUGGAUGGUUUGCAUAGCUUGAGAAGUAUAUGUGUUGGUAAUGAUGAUAAAGAUAAUGUGGAAUCCUGCAUUUCCCCACCACUCUUCUUUCCUAAAUUGGAAACCAUGAUAGUUUCUAACAUGCCUAAGCUACGGAGAUGGCACCAGGAGGUGGCAGGACAAGUAGCGGUUGUAUCAUUCCCUCAUCUCAAGAAGCUACAUAUUUAUGGAUGCCCAAUGCUAGCAAGCAUGCCCAAGAUGCUUCCUUUGCUUGAAGAUCUACUGGUGAAGAAGGCAAGACACAUUCCCCUUUAUCAUCUGAUGAAUCUGUGUGUGCAAUCUAAUCUUGAGUGCAGAGGCUCCAUUGAAGUGAAGCCUACAGUUGGCUGGCUGCCUAUUGGUGACCUUCACUUCUUGAAGCCUGGUGACCUGACACUAAGACUCAGAUUUUUGACGGAAAUUGUAGCGCGCUUUGAAGAGGAGCUAAACAGAAUACCUUGCAGAUUUAUUAAGAAGCUAAGUAUAGAAUCUUGUGGCUGUCUUUUCUCAUCUGAACCAUCCCAAAUACAACGGAAUAUAUGGAACUAUUUUGGUUUUAUUGAAUGGUUGUGCAUUAAAGGUAGCAAUAAUAUAGUACAAUGGCCAGUGGUAGAAAUAAAAAACUUGAAUAGUCUUCGAGCUCUGCACUUGAUAGAGUGUUUCAACUUAACUGGAUCAGUUCCAUCAACAAUAUCUGAAGACGAAGAAGUCCUGCCUCAUCGACUCCUAGAACUUUCAAUUGUACGAAGUGGAAAUUUGGUGGAGGUACCAAAGUUGCCUGAAUCUCUUGAAACAUUGCUCAUUGCUUCUUGUCCCAAGUUGGUGUGCAUGCCAAAGAAUCUUGGGAACAUGAAGAAACUGAGAGAACUCAGUGUACAUGUGUGCGAUGCCCUGGCGGCAUUUCCAGAUGGAAUGUAUGGAUUCACUGCACUCAAGCGGCUGGAUAUGCAGGGGUGCCCAAGGUUAGAGGCACUACCGGAGGGACUCCUGCAGCAGCUCCAAGCCCUCGAGGGACUAAGGAUCCUUGACUGCCCCAAGUUGGACGGAGCCCUCUCAAUAGGAGGCGCUUACUGGCAUUUGGUUCAAGCAAUUCGACAUAGAUAUGUUGGCAAUUCCACAGAGUAUUCCCACAGCAGCGCUAAUUGGUUUGCUAGACUAUGAUUUGGAUGCCUGUGUGUCAUGUUCCAGGAUUUAUUUAUUUGUUGAAUCCGUUAAUUAUAUGUAUGUCGGGUACAACCUACCUAGA